GUCCCCGCCAACCUAUAAAGCCCUCACUCCGUUCACUGAAUCUCCCCAUUUUUUGUUUUGCUUUUCACCAUACGAUGCCGCGGGGUAGAAGAAGCGUGUCUUCCCCUCCCACAUCAGCUCCAAUCUCCAUCGGAAAUUGCCAAGUUGUUGUGGAAGCCAAGAACUUCACAUCAGAAUCGAGUCGGGACGGCCUGCAAAUAUCUCUCUCCAAAACUGCCAAGAUUAGGAUAUCAGUGGUGGAUAGUGUCAAUGAGCAUCAUGGUGAUUUUGGAGGAAGAGGGCCUGAGAAAUGUGGUAAUUUUUACUUUGUGCUUGCUAAUCCGAAAGAUUUGGACGGCCAAACCAAGUCUCUUCUUCAGGAAGUAUUAACUCUUUACAUGAAAGAGCUGCCUGCAAUGAAUUAUGCUGCUAAUACCGGAAAGGAAUCAAUGUUCCUUGAACGAUGUGUUACAAAUGGGAAAUAUUGCACCUUACUUCUCAAGUCCAAUGAUGAUAAGCAACCUGGAGAGGUCAUUGCAGCGCUUACUUAUCAAAUAAUUCCAGCUGAUACACAGUAUGCUGAGGUUCCUCUUGCUGCUGUUAACUCAAUCUUUCAACACAAGGGACUUGGUCGCUUGUUAUACUUGGAAUUAAGAAAAAGACUUCAGAGUGUAGGUAUUCGCACUCUAUUCUGUUGGGGAGACAAAGAAUCUGAAGGAUUUUGGGUCAAACAGGGUUUUACUGUGAUUGGUGAGGUGGAUAAGAAGGGCAGAGCUCGCAAACUCCCAAUCAAGGCUGAUGUUCGAAGAGCAUUAUGCUUUCCUGGUGGUUCAACCCUAAUGGUGUGUCAUCUUCACAGUGAUAGCUCGUCCAAAGCAGUGAAUCUAUCAACCCUACGCUCGCCACUGAAGCUUUCUGAGCUGAACUUUGAAAAGCAAGAGCCAAGGCAUAUAGUAGCGAGCCAUGAACCUUCCAAAGAAGAUAAUGGAGUUGCUGAUAGUGGGUAUUCUGACUCAAUAAAACUAGAAACUGAAAAAUUUUCAGUUGAUGUUCAAUGGUGCUGCUUUUGCAAUGUGGCUGUGGCUAGUGCUUCUGGAACAAGGGAAGGUGGAAAUGACUAUGAUGAGGGCGAUUGCUCUUGUUCAGUACAGGGAACUAAGAAAAGGAUGUGGGAAGCCUCAUGCACCUCAUUAAAGUCAAAAAAAGUGAAGGGUUCCUAUUCAAAUGAUUGUCAGUUGGCUUCUCGCUGUCCUGUUUGGACUAGCGACAGGAUAAUAGUUAAUUGUCCUGAUAGAAACUGCUGCUUAACUAGAAAUGAACCUUCACCUGCUGCUUUGCUAACAAACCCUGGGAGUAAUAGCAUGCAUGACAAAAAUGAAGAAAGCAGAGCAGGGAAUAUCGCAAAUGAAGAAUCUGGCUACCCAAAAGGUUACAGGGUUAUGCUGAUGAAUAUUGCUGAUAAUGAUAAGAAAUCACGUCUUACCAAGAUAAUUGAAGAUUUGGGUGGAGUUGUUGCUUCUGAUGGAAGAGUAAGCACGCAUGUUGUCACAGGGAAAGUCAGAGUCACAUUGAAUUUCUGCACUGCACUCUGUUCAGGAGCUUGGAUUAUAUCAUCUGGGUGGUUGAAAGAAAACUUCAAGAGCGGCAGAUUUGUUGAUGAAAUGCCUUUCAUUUUGAUAGAUGAAGAUUACAGGAAAAGGUACAGAACCGAGCUGAAAAGUGCAGUUCUUAGAGCAAAAGCAAGUCCCAAUGCAUUGCUUAAAGGUCUAGAUAUAUGGCUGGCAACUCAUGUUCACCCUCCAACCAGUACUCUGUCAGCCAUUGUUAAAUCUGCUGGGGGAAAUGUCAUCCGGACACAGAAUGAAAUAAACGAGGUAUCAAAAACCAUAUUUGUAGCAUGUGAAGAAGACAUGGAAGAAGCUCUAUCAGCCGUAAAGCUGGGGAUCUGGACAUUCAGCAGUGACUGGCUAAUGAACUGUAUAAUGAAGCAAGAACUAGAUCUUGAAGCUCCUCAGUUUGCAGAAUCCCUUUAACAGGUUUCCAGCAUUCUGUCUGAAAAAUUGUAUAUAUACGUCCUAGGAAGGAUACUCUCAAGAACUCUAUCAUGUUAUCUUAUAUCCAUCAGCACCUACUGAUUCAGUUGCUGGGGUAAUGAGGCAUGUUUUUGGUUCAAUUUCUCAGCGUUCCUUCUGGAGCUUGAUGUCACUAUAAAUUAUGAAUAUACUGAAAUGAAGAUGAAUAAUCUGCUAUUUGUUUU
Messenger RNA from Sesamum indicum (sesame), 2236 nucleotides. RefSeq names its product N-acetyltransferase. NCBI's taxonomy places the organism in Eukaryota, Viridiplantae, Streptophyta, Magnoliopsida, Lamiales, Pedaliaceae. The record is from RefSeq and is a predicted model, not a curated record. Gene Ontology annotation, molecular function: acyltransferase activity, transferring groups other than amino-acyl groups.